Molecule: messenger RNA, 369 nt
Organism: Rotaria socialis
Lineage: Eukaryota; Metazoa; Rotifera; Eurotatoria; Philodinida; Philodinidae
Source: the annotation of a GenBank genome assembly
AUGUUUUAUCAAAAUGAAGCUCGGUUCCAAAUGACUUGCAAGUUGUCUUCAACAUGCGGUGUAUCUUAUCGAACGUAUUCGACUUUUAAAUCGCAAAUUUAUCGUAAUCGUUCACAUGAACUUCAUUUAAAAGAAGAAAAUGCUGAUACUGUUAAGAUCCUUGUUUUCAGUAAUAGAGACGGAAUGAAUUCUUAUGCAAAUCUUAGUAUUAAUUUAUUGAACAAUGAUGUCGAAAAUGAUUUGAUGGAAAUAGAUAAUGAGAGUGAUUUAGAUUCAUUACAAGAUGUUCACGAAGAAAUAAAUAAUAAUACAACAAAUUCAUUCAACUCGUCUACUAGAUGGCGUGGGUUUACGUAUCGGUAUUGCUAA